GUGCCCACGCCCCCACCUCAAAGCACUUUGUGCCUCGGCAGGGCCACGGAGCCCCUUGUCCCUUCCCAAGGGUGACCGUGGGAAUGUCAGGCGGGGGUGGAGCAGUGUCACCGGUGCUGGGGUGUCUCGUCAGGGAUGAAGCAGCCGAUGAGAGACGUGAGUCCCCCGCCACUGACGGAGCCUCUCACGGCUGGGGGAACUCUGUUUCACCAGCGAUGGAACACCUCGCGGGUAACGGAGCGCUGCCUCGCACGUGACGAAGCACCUCUCGAGGGACGGAAUCCCCUGCGAGUGGGUGAUGGAGCAUCCCAAGAGUGAUGGAGCAUCCCAAUAGUCAUGGAGCUUCUCUGGAGCACCGGGGGGCCGCCGCGCAGCUCCCGCAGCCACGGGCGUCCCCCCGCUCCCCCCGGCCGCUCUCCGCGGGGUGCAGCGAGGACCGGCCGCAUCCUCCCGGCCCUCCGCAUCCUCCUCCCGGCCCUCCGCAUCCUCCUCCUCCCGGCCCGCCGGGAGGAGCCGCUGACGCCAUCGCGGCGCGCCCGGCGCGGCCAUGGCGGCGGAGGCGGCGGUGGUGCGGGUGGCGGUGCGGGUGCGGCCGCUGCUGCCCCGGGAGGCGCUGCGGGGACACCGGCCCUGCCUGCGGAGCGAUGCCGCCACCGGCGAGGUGGCGCUGGGUCGCCGCCGGUUCCGCUUCGCCGCCGUGCUGCCCGAGGCGGCGGGGCAGGCGGCCGUGUACCGGGCCUGCGUCCAGCCGCUGCUGCGCGCCUUCUUCCGCGGCUUCAACGCCACCGUCUUCGCCUACGGACAGACCGGCUCCGGCAAGACCUACACCAUCGGGGAGGCCAGCGUCGCUUCCAUCAAUGAAGAUGAGCAGGGCAUCAUCCCACGAGCCAUGGCUGAGACCUUCAGGCUCAUUGAUGAGAAUGACCUGAUUGACUACACGGUCCGAGUGUCCUACCUGGAAGUGUACAAGGAGGAGUUUCGGGACUUGCUGCAGGUGGAUACAGCCAGCAAAGACAUCCAGAUCCGGGAGGAUGACAAGGGGAACAUUGUGCUCUGCGGGGUGAAGGAGUCAGAAGUGGAAGGGCUGGACGAGGUGCUGAGCCUGCUGGAGAUGGGGAACACAGCCAAGCACACGGGAGCCACCCACAUCAACAGGCAGUCGAGCCGCUCGCACACCAUCUUCACGGUGACCAUGGAGCAGCGGCGUGGCGCUGGCCGGCUGCCCCUGCACCACCACGCCCCCGCUGUGCCCGCCGCCGGACAGGUCCUGGUGUCCAAGUUUCAUUUCGUAGACCUGGCAGGCUCAGAGCGAAUUGUGAAGACGGGAAACACAGGGGAGAGGCUGAAGGAGAGUAUCCAGAUCAACUGCGGCCUCCUGGCCUUGGGCAAUGUCAUCAGUGCCUUGGGAGAUCCUCGGAGAAAGACCACCCACAUCCCAUACAGAGACUCCAAAAUCACCAGGAUCCUGAAAGACUCCCUGGGGGGGAAUGCCCAGACCGUGAUGAUAGCCUGUGUCAGCCCCUCAUCCUCUGACUUCGACGAGAGCCUCAACACGCUGAAUUACGCCAACCGGGCUCAGAACAUCCAGAACAGGGCGGUGGUGAACUGCCGCAAGGAGACGGAGCACAUCGAGGAGCUGCACCUGCAGAUAAAGAACCUGCAGAAGGCGCUGGAGCAGCGGCAGCGCUCCGAGACGCGCACCAUCCACCGCUCGGGCAGCGCCAAGCGCGGCGCGCCCGACGCCACGGCCCGGCUGCUGGCCGAGUGCGCCCAUUACCGCACCUGCACCGACGCCGCGUACCGGCUGCUCACGGAGCUCCAGGAGGACAGCAACCUGACCGUGGAGCAGAUCCUGCGCGUCAAGGAGUGGCUGUGCGCCGUGGAGAGCGAGAGGAGCGAGCUGACCUCGGCCGGGCUGGACAGCGGCAUUGAGAGCACCUCCAUGGACGACCAGGGACCGGAGGCACAAGGUUCAAAAGGGGCGAAAGGCCAGGUGAGCACUGAGAAGAAGUGUGAGUCCAUCAAAGAUGAGCAGGUGGCCAAGCUACAGAGGCAAGUGGAACGUCUGGAGGAGGAGAACCGUGAUUUCCUGGCUGCCCUGGAGGAUGCUAUGGAACAGUAUAAGCUGCAGAGUGACAAACUGCAGGAGCAGCAGGAUAAAAUCUCAGAGCUGCACGUGCGCUUGGAGAUGGCAAUGCCAAACCUGUGUGUGCCAGGACUGCUGGAAAAUCUUCACCUGGUCACUGCCAGCCAGAGACCUCACACAGCCCCACUGGAUGCUGCCCCGUCCCAUGGCUUUGGUGGGGUUCCCUCGGGGCUGCUUCCUGAGCAGAGUGGAAGAGCUCUUUGCAAGAAGAAGCUCAGCAGCAGCUCUUUGCAGAAGGAGGAGCUGGCAGGCUGGCACCCGAACCACGCACAGCACCCCACUGGUGAUCCCGAGGUCAGAGAGGUGGUGCUGAGGAGGGAGCUCAGCCAGGACUCAGAGAAGCCAUCAGAACUGUCCUCAGGAGAGGAGGUGGAGGAAUGGGAACAGAAGCAGUCCCUGUCCCAGUGCCGAAAUGGGAUCCAAAAUUUGAGCAAGAAAGAGAUUUUCAAGUUGGGUGAGGAGCCAAGUGGAGGCAAUGCCCACUCAAUUCAGGAGGAGCAGCUGGAGCUGUCAAAAGAGGUCUAUGAGAAGCGGGAGUCGCUGCUUGGUUCCUGGAAGCGCCUGCCAGGCAAGGACUCUGAGUGGAGGCUGGUGCAAGCACAGCAGAAGAUCCGAGAGCUGGCAAUCAACAUCCGCAUGAAGGAGGAGCUGAUCACGGAGCUCGUUAAGACAGGCAAGGAUGCCCAGGCUCUGAACAAGCAGUACAGCCAGAAGAUCAGUGAGCUGGAGCAGGAAGCAGAGCAGGUGCGGGCAGAGCUGAGCGACAGCCAGAAGCAGCUCCAGGAGCUGGAGGGCAAAGAGCCGUGGGACCCUGGGGAGAAGCGCAAGCUGCAGGAGUACCGCACACGCCUGGCGGCCGUGCGGAGCAAGGCACAGGUUCUGUGCAGGAAGAAGCAGGCGACGGAGAGGCUGGUGUCGCUGUCGGCGCAGAGCGAGAAGCGCGUGCAGGAGCUGGAGAGGAACAUCCAGCUGAUGCGGCGGCAGCAGGGGCAGCUGCAGCGGCGGCUGCGCGAGGAGAGCGAGCAGAAACGGCGGCUGGAGACAGAGGUGAACAAGGGACAGCACCGAGUCAAGGAACUGGAGCUGAAGCACGAGCAGCACCAGAAAAUCCUGCGCAUCAAAACAGAGGAAAUUGCGGCUUUCCAGAGGAAGCGGCGGAGUGGCAGCAAUGGUUCUGUGAUCAGCCUGGAGCAGCAGCAGAAAAUUGAGGAACAGAAGAAGUGGCUGGACAUGGAGAUGGAUAAAGUUCUCGAGCAGCGCCAGGCCCUGGAUGAGCUGGAAGAUGAGCUGAGGAAGCGGGAAGCUAUUGUGGCCAAAAAGGAAGCCCUGCUGCAGGAGAAGAAUGGCCUGGAGAGCAAACGGCUGCGCUCCAGCCAGGCCCUGACAGAUGACAUAGUGCGCGUGUCCAGCCGCCUGGAGCACCUGGAGAAGGAGCUGAGUGAGAAGAACGGGCAGCUGCGCCACGGCAGUGCCCACGACCAGCAGCAGAUCCGCCAGGAGAUCAACAGCCUGCGCCAGGAGAAGGACCAGCUGCUCAAACAGAGGCUGGAGCUCGACAACAAGCUGCGUCAGGGCACGCUGCUGUCCCCAGAGGAAGAACGGAUCUUGUUCCAGCUGGAUGAGGCAAUUGAGGCUCUGGAUGCAGCCAUUGAGUACAAGAACGAGUCCAUCACAUGCAGGCAGCGAGUCCUGCGGGCCUCGGCCAGCCUGCUGUCACAGUGUGAGAUGAACCUCAUGGCCAAGCUCAGCUACCUCUCCUCCUCUGAGACACGAGCUCUGCUCUGCAAGUACUUUGACAAGGUGGUGACACUGCGAGAGGAUCAGCACAGGCAGCACAUUGCCUUCUCAGAGCUGGAGAUGCAGCUGGAGGAGCAGCAGCAGCUGGUGUACUGGCUGGAGGCGGCCGUGGAGCGGCAGCGCCUGGAGAUGGACCGCCAGCUCACCCUGCAGCAGAAGGAGCACGAGCAGAACAUGCAGUUACUGCUGCAGCAGAGCCGUGAGCACAUGGAUGAGGGGCUGGCCAGCAGCAAGCUGCAGUAUGAGGCGAGGAUUCAAGUGCUGGAAAAGGAGCUGAGCCGUUACAUGUGGGCAAACCAGGAGCUGAACCAGAGACUGAGUAACAUGAACCUCCAUCCUGGACAGAACAAAGGGAUGGAGAGAAACAUUCAUGGGGACAGAGCUGCCCCGGAGCUUGGCACCUGUGAGGAAUUCAGCCUCAGGGAGCAGCAGCCCGUGCCUCCAGCUGAAGAGAGCCCUCGGGCCAGGGAUGAGAGCAGGGACCUGGUGCACGCCCCUUUGCCCUCGACGUGGAGGCGUUCCUCGCUGCCCAGCGACAGCCCCGGCGAGCCUCGGCAGCGGGACGCGGAGCACAGAGCGGGGCAGCCCCACGAGCCGCUCGCCCCUCGGAGCCUGGCUGCUGCUCCCAAAGCCCGGCGGGAGCUGCGCAGAGCCAGCCUCAGCGUCAGCCCCGUGCCUUACCACCCUGCCAUGAUAGACGUGAGGAAAAACCCGCUCUAGAGCCAGGCUUAACGCUGGCUGGCACAGGUGUUGCUGACCUGAGCUUGAGAGCCCUCCUGCCUCACACGGCAGCCUGGCUGCAGCCCUGUUACAUUUCAGAGGCCUGGGCAAGAGAAAGAUGUGACUUCUUGUCGUGAGGGAGUCGAGUGUGAAAGGUGUGGGAGCACCAGCCUACGUUCUCCAUGUUGCUGCCAGUCGAGGCAGCAGUGACAAGAAGCUUUUCCUCUGCUCCCUCAGCAGCUUGAACACUGUGAAGCAGGAGACACCUUGCUUCCAGGCCUCUUAACACUAAAAACUUGUUUACAAUGUGGAAUUCUCAGCUGAAGAGCUUGCUCAGCCCUGGCAGCCUCAGAGGGAAGUGCUCUGCAGUCCUGCAGAAUUUGUACAUACAUUUUUGUAGUAACUUUGGGUUUUUUACAUUUCUACUAUAACUUUUCUAAUAAAGCAGAGUGAGUUUUAUGAAA
Messenger RNA from Pyrgilauda ruficollis (rufous-necked snowfinch), 5127 nucleotides. It is a transcript of the gene KIF7, whose product is annotated as kinesin family member 7. The record is from RefSeq and is a predicted model, not a curated record. NCBI's taxonomy places the organism in Eukaryota, Metazoa, Chordata, Aves, Passeriformes, Passeridae. Gene Ontology annotation, biological process: microtubule-based movement; mitotic spindle organization. The coding region runs from base 548 to 4663 and encodes 1371 amino acids. The transcript has 18 exons. Gene Ontology annotation, molecular function: ATP binding; microtubule binding; microtubule motor activity.